ACACGAGAAACCAGAAUGGUUGACGAGACAGAGCAAAGCUAUGGCAUCAUUCCACUUCGUUCUACAACCUCCGGGUCCAAGGGCAAAAAGCUAGAAGUGCUCUUGAUUCACCAAACACUUUAUGCAUCAGGCCUUCAAUGGUCUAUUCCCAAAGGCCACGCUGAGCAAGACGAUGCAUCUCCUCGUGCUGCUGCAGAACGAGAAUUGAAAGAAGAGACAGGCUUGCAAGUCAGUAAGAUGCUACUCUCAGAGCAGACAUUUGAGGAACACUACACGAAUCCCGAAAGAAGGACACAGAAGCAAGUCACAUACUGGGCGUGUCUUGUCGAAGGGACCUUGACUCUACAAGAAUCAGAAGUUGCUGAGGCGCGGUGGCUUGACUUGGAAGAGGCGAUUGCAUUGGCUACGUUUGAAGACACAAAGGAGACUUUGCGGCAAGUACAGCGAGCCCUGCUAUGGGCAACAUUGUGAGAUGGAAUAAUGCAUUUUUUGGUGUGUAAUCUACUUCUUUCUGUAUGCAACUAAACGACCGACCAGACC
Molecule: messenger RNA, 540 nt
Organism: Protomyces lactucae-debilis
Lineage: Eukaryota; Fungi; Ascomycota; Taphrinomycetes; Taphrinales; Protomycetaceae
Product: NUDIX hydrolase domain-like protein
Exons: 1
Coding region: 16-471 (151 amino acids)
Biological process (GO): ATP biosynthetic process; AMP biosynthetic process
Molecular function (GO): bis(5'-nucleosyl)-tetraphosphatase (asymmetrical) activity
Source: RefSeq, a predicted model, not a curated record